UGUUGUUGGUUGCCAAGUUCGAAGAUUGGACUCGCCGAUGGGAAGCUGAUCAGCAUCAUACUCAUGCAGAUCAAUGUCUUUUACGACAGGAAGUUGACGGCCCAGCACUUUGUUGGACUCACUGAGCGCCACGCAUCGGUCGCUACUGAGCGCCACGCAUCGGUCGCCACUUCUGCUUCAAAAUCAAAAAGUGCAAGCGGGUUUUGCAUUUCAAGCAUGGAGGACGAGGAAAAUAAUAAGAAAAGGAAGCAGCAGAAGCAAGGUAAGAAAGCUGUCGUUGUUGAGAGGCCACGACGAGUGGCCAGAGAACGACCGCCUUCACCAACAGAGAAACAAGAAGAAGAUGACAUAGAAGAUAUCGUUAAGUGGAGUUUCAGCGGGGACGAAACCCAUAAAAUUAGUGAAUGUUUGUUGGAGUGGUACGACCUGAACAAGAGGGACCUGCCCUGGCGCUCAAAGAAAUUAGAUUCAUCAUCACCAUCACAACCACAGGAAGAAAGGGCUUAUGGGGUUUGGGUUUCGGAAGUAAUGCUUCAACAGACGAGGGUUCAGACUGUCAUUCAAUACUACAACCGUUGGAUGCACAAAUGGCCAACCCUUCACCUUCUCUCUCAGGCUUCUCUUGAGGAGGUGAAUGAAAUGUGGGCUGGUCUGGGGUACUACCGCCGUGCACGUUUUCUGUUGGAGGGAGCCAAGAUGGUUGUUGCGGGAGGAGGUAGAUUUCCUAAAACAGUUUCUGAACUGCGAAAGAUUCGAGGAAUUGGAGACUAUACUGCUGGGGCUAUUGCUUCAAUUGCAUUUGGGGAGGUAGUGCCGGUGGUUGAUGGGAACGUGAUAAGGGUGAUUACUAGACUAAGGGCUAUUUCUGCAAAUCCAAAAGACUUGGUGACUGUCAAGAAAAUAUGGAAACUAGCAGCUCAACUAGUUGAUCCUAUCCGGCCUGGAGACUUAAAUCAGGCUCUCAUGGAACUUGGUGCAACUGUAUGCACCCCAUUGAACCCAAACUGCUCUUCAUGUCCUGCAUCCGGACACUGCCAUGCACUGUCAGUCUCUGGACACGAUAGUUUGGUACAGGUGACAGAUUUCCCUGCUAAGGGAGUGAAGGUCAAACAGAGACAUGAUUUUUCUGCCGUAUGUGUGGUGGAACUACUGGGAGGUCAAAAAAAAUUGGAGGGAAACCAAAGUGACAGUAGAUUUCUUCUUGUAAAAAGGCCGGAUGAAGGUCUGCUGGCUGGCCUCUGGGAGUUCCCGUCUGUCUUGCUGGAUGGAGAUGCUGGUUUGGCGACUAGAAGAGAAGCAAUUGACCACUUUCUGGAAAAGAAGUUUGGACUUGAUUCUAAAAAGACCGGCAACAUAGUUGUCAGGAAAGAUGUUGGAGAGUUUGUCCAUAUGUUCACUCACAUUCGUCUAAAAGUUUUUGUGGAAUUGUUGGUAGUUCGUCUAAAAGGGAGGAAAAAUCACUUAUUUGGAAAGCAAGACAAAGAAGCUAUGCAUUGGAAAUGUGUGGAUGGCGAUGCCCUUUCAAGUUUGGGAUUGACAUCUGCUGUGAGGAAGGCAUACAUCAUGGUUCAGAAAUUUAAGCAGGAAAAGUUGUCCAAUAAUGUUACCCCAUCAAGAAAGAGGAACAGAAUGACAUGAACAAAACAACAUAUUCCUGCUUGAGCCUGUUCAAGUGAUCUAAAGGGGGUGCUUUAUUAAACUAAUUCAACAAGAAAGGCGUCAUGAGACCUAUUCUCUACAUUUAUCUGUCACAGAAGUGCACAUUGGACAUGCAACAAUGCAGAUUAUUGGUGAGUGCUGGCCCUCGGGUUUUGCUGCUUCUCAUUUUACAUGCUUGCAAUAUGGUACUUUAGGACUUAGUAAGAUUCGUUGUUUUGUAAUCAUUGGACAUGCAACAAUGCAGAUUAUUGGUGGGUACUUCCGGCGGAAUACCAUGAUUCGUUGUUUUGUAGUUAUCAUUGGACAUGCAACAAUGCAGAUUAUUGGUGGGUACUACCCGCGGAAUACCA
Messenger RNA from Juglans microcarpa x Juglans regia, 2009 nucleotides. RefSeq names its product adenine DNA glycosylase. Gene Ontology annotation, molecular function: adenine/guanine mispair binding; oxidized purine DNA binding; purine-specific mismatch base pair DNA N-glycosylase activity. The coding region runs from base 64 to 1638 and encodes 524 amino acids. Gene Ontology annotation, biological process: mismatch repair; base-excision repair. The record is from RefSeq and is a predicted model, not a curated record. NCBI's taxonomy places the organism in Eukaryota, Viridiplantae, Streptophyta, Magnoliopsida, Fagales, Juglandaceae. Gene Ontology annotation, cellular component: nucleus. The transcript has 7 exons.